Molecule: messenger RNA, 2070 nt
Organism: Cannabis sativa
Lineage: Eukaryota; Viridiplantae; Streptophyta; Magnoliopsida; Rosales; Cannabaceae
Product: probable nucleoredoxin 1
Exons: 4
Coding region: 149-1870 (573 amino acids)
Molecular function (GO): thioredoxin-disulfide reductase (NADPH) activity
Source: RefSeq, a predicted model, not a curated record
CUUUGUUAGUAUUAAUAACUUAUUACCCAAGCUUUGAGAGCGAAAGUGAAUAGGAAAGCACAUCAAGGCAUCUAUAAAUAUAGCACUCGAGUCGAAUCAUCUACAGACAAAAAUAUCCCAAGACGCAUAGUAGUGGAGAGAAACAAUCAUGGCUACCGAGGAUGUUAAUGGCGUUACUCACGAGCUAUCGGCUCUCUUCUCCUCUGGUGAGAGGGACUUUCUCGUUCGCAACAAUGGUGACCAGGUUAAGAUUAGUAGUUUGAAUGGGAAGAUUGUUGGAUUGUAUUUUUCUGGAUCAUGGUGUGGUCCGUGCCGCCGUUUUACCCCCAAAUUGGUGGAACUCUACAACGAGGUUGCUUCGAAGGGAGAGCUUGAAGUUGUGUUUGUGUCUUCUGAUCGAGAUGAUGAGUCAUUUAAUGCCUACUUCUCUGAAAUGCCAUGGCUGGCUAUCCCCUUUUCUGAUCCUGACACCAUAAAACGAUUGAAGGAGUCUUUUAGUGUCAGGGGGAUUCCGAAGCUUGUCAUUAUUGAUUCAAAUGGGAAGGUUUCGACCGAGAAUGGGACCGCGGUUGUGUUGGAAUAUGGUGUUGAUGCAUACCCUUUCUCUCGCGAAAGAAUUGACUUUUUGAAAGAGCAAGAAGAAGAAGCUAAGAGGAACCAAAAUUUGAGUUCAAUUCUGGUAUCUAGCUCCCGGAACUACCUGCUUUCGAAAGAUGGGAAUCAGGUUCCUGUCUCUGAGCUUGAAGGUAAAACUGUUGGACUCUUAUUCUCAGUGAGUUCUCAUGAACCUUGUAUUGAAUUUACUAAUACACUUGUUGAGGUUUACAAUAAGCUCAAGGAUAAAGGUGAGAAGUUUGAAGUUGUCUUAAUAUCUCUGAAUUAUGAAGAGGAUGAGUUCAAGAAAGGAUUGGAAACAAUUCCAUGGUUGGCUUUGCCAUACAAGGAUAAGAUCACUGAGAAGCUUGUGCGUUACUUUGAUAUUUCAACCAUUCCUACACUAGUCAUACUAGGUCCGGAUGGGAAGACUGUGAACUCCAAUGUAGCUGAACUGGUUGAAGAACAUGGCAUUGAUGCCUACCCCUUUACCCAAGAGAGGAUUGCUGCUCUUGCUGAAAUUGAGAAAGCGAAACUGGAAUCACAAACGCUGGAGUCAUUAUUGGUUUCUGGAGAUGAUAAUUUUGUAAUUGGCAAGAAUGGUUCCAAGGUACCGAUUUCUGAACUAGUUGGAAAGAAUGUUGUUCUCUAUUUCUCAGCUCACUGGUGUCCACCAUGCCGUCGAUUCACACCUAAGCUUAUCAAGACAUACAACGAAAUCAAAGAGAAAGACGAUGCAUUUGAAGUAAUCUUCAUCUCUAGCGACUCAGACCAGUCCUCCUUCGAGGAAUACUUCUCCAUCAUGCCUUGGUUAGCCCUUCCAUUUGGAGAUUCAAGGAAGAAACUCCUGAACCGAACAUUCAAAGUCGAGGGCAUUCCAACAGCGGUAGCCAUUGGUCCAUCUGGUCGAACAGUGACAAAGGAUGUUGUGGAACUCGUAAUGGAUCAUGGGGCAAAGGCUUAUCCAUUUACAGAAGAGCAGCUGAAACAUUUGGAGGAACAAGAAGAAGAAAUUGCAAAGGGGUGGCCUGAGAAAUUGAAACAUCAUCUUCAUCCUGAACAUGAGCUUAAGCGUGCUCAUCGCCCAGGAUACUGCUGCGAUGCAUGUGAGGAAAUGGGAAAGGGAUGGUCUUUCUACUGUGAGGAAUGUGACUUUGAUCUUCACCCAAAAUGUGCUUUGGAGAAGGUUGAAGAAGAGGGUAAAAAUGGUAAUGAUGCUGCUCAGAAUGGAAAGGAGGGGUUUGUUUGUGAAGGUGAUGUGUGCCGCCGGGUUUGAGAAACAGUUAAAAUGAAAAUUAAGCUCCGUAUGUGUGUAUUUCUAUGGUUUUCAGCUCAGCUCCCAUGGUGUGUUGUCAUCUAAUUGUUAUACAUUACAAACGUUGCUUUGUAAUUCUACUAUGUAAGCAAAUAAUUAUGUUGAGCUGAGGUUGUAAGAUGAAUAUGUUUUGUUAUGAUGAGGUCACUUUUAAACUAAAA